Sordaria macrospora k-hell is the source of this 807-nucleotide messenger RNA. RefSeq lists its product as uncharacterized. Gene Ontology annotation, biological process: N-acetylglucosamine metabolic process. Lineage: Eukaryota; Fungi; Ascomycota; Sordariomycetes; Sordariales; Sordariaceae. The record is from RefSeq and is a predicted model, not a curated record. Gene Ontology annotation, cellular component: cytoplasm.
AUGGAUCUUCACAAGGAGAAUCACCCGACAUCCUCGACCUCGACCUCGACCUCGACCCCGACGCCGAAACAAAACCCGACCUCCAAGAUCCCAUACAACUACUGGCAAAUCAACGCCCCUCCCUCUUCUAUAUACCACCCAUCCCAUGCCUCAUUUUCUUCAUCAAGCAAAGAAUGCCCUCCCUUCCUCCUCCGCACCGUCCUCCCACCUAAAGACCUCAUCACCAUCAGCACCCCCAACCAUUUGUAUAAGCUCGAUACCUGGCCGGAAGUAGUCCAGCGCGUGCGAGAAAACAAGCUGGCAGAUUUUCAGAGAACGCCGGCGGAUAUGUGGCGGUAUUUGGAGUUUUGUUACAACAUAAAACAGGAGUGGAAAGGGGGGGUUAAGGAGUUUAUACUUACGAGACGACUCAAAUGGGAGUGGCCGGGGCCGGUGGUGGCUAAGGGAACGGGAUUCUACGAGGGUUGUGAAGAGAGGGGGGAUGUCAAGAUUUUAUGGAAUGAUUGGCCUUAUGGGAUCGAUGAGAGGAUUGUUCACCUUGUGGUGUGGACAAAGUUUGAGCUGGAGGAUGAUCCUGCGACGGGGGAUUUGACGGAUGAGGCGAGGGGAGAGAUUGAUGAGUAUGUUAAGAUGACUUUUGGGGGGAAGGUACCUGAGGAACAUAUCAUCUGGUUCAAGAACUGGGCUCACAUCAAGUCGGUAAAAGCCGUGGAACAUUUCCACGUCAUGCUAUUUGACCCAGACCCCGAGUUUGUGAAGGAGAUCACGAACGGUGAUGUCCCCCUUGGUAUCAUACAGACGAAAUAA